This is a messenger RNA of Drosophila ananassae, 1304 nucleotides long. Its product is annotated as endoplasmic reticulum resident protein 44. The transcript has 2 exons. The record is from RefSeq and is a predicted model, not a curated record. The coding region runs from base 28 to 1254 and encodes 408 amino acids. Lineage: Eukaryota; Metazoa; Arthropoda; Insecta; Diptera; Drosophilidae.
UUCAAUAACUUCAUCAGUCACGUGAAAAUGACCGGAAUCGUUGGAUGGUAUAUCCUUAUUUUUCUCCAUUUUCUGGAAAAUUAUCAAUUUGUUCUCGCUGCUGGAAAUGGUUCGGUGGUAGUGACCUUCCACAAUAUCCAUAAUAUUCUCAACUCCAACGAACUAGUGUUACUCAGUUUUUACACAGACUGGUGUCGUUUUAGCCAGUUAUUGCAGCCUGUUUUCGAGGAGGCUGCCACGGAGAUUCAUCGCGAGUUCCCUGAACCAGGUCGGGUGGUUUUGGGCCGCGUUGACUGCGACGAGGAAGAAGAUGUGGCCAACAGGUUUGAUAUUACCAAGUACCCCACACUGAAGGUGGCCAGGAAUGGCUUUGUUGCCAAUAAGGAAUACCGUGGCCAGCGCUCCGUACAAGCCUUUGUAAAAUUUGUGGAAAAGGAGCUAUCGGAUCCGAUCAAGGAGUUCACUUCGAUUCGGGUCCUGAAAAGAGCUGAAGCAGGCGAUGGCCUGGUGGUCGGAUAUUUCGAGAACAAGCUCCAUCCGGAGUAUGAUACUUAUCGCAGGGCAGCUAGCUUGCUGCGUUACGAAUGCAAAUACAUGGCGGGCUUCGGGAACUUUACCAUAAAUCUGCGACCACCCGGAAAAAACCUUUUGAUUUUCCGUGCUGACGCAUCCACUGCCAACCACAGGGACUACUACAGUGAGUACUCGGGCAACAUGACCGAUUUCAAAGACGUAGCCAACUGGAUCGAAGAAAAGUGCAAGCCUUUGGUAAGGGAGCUCACAUUCGAUAAUGCGGAGGAAUUCUCCGAGGAAGGACUUCCCUUUGUGAUUCUGUUCUACAAUAAGCAUGACAUGGGACCCAUUCAGGAGUUCAAGGCCGUUGUUCAAAGCGUCCUGGCAAAGGAGAAGAGGGUCAACUUCCUAAGUGCGAAUGGGAAGCUCUUUAUUCAUCCGCUGUUUCACAUGGGCAAGACCCUGAACGAUCUGCCCCUGAUCGCCAUAGAUUCCUUCCGACACAUGUACAGCUUCCCGCGAUUCGAGGAUAUCCACCAGCCGGGAAAGCUGCAAGAGUUUAUAAAUGAUUUGUUCAGCGGGAAAUUGCACAUCGACUUCCAUAGAGCCCUUGAGGAAAAUGAAGUGAAAAAGAUAGAUCCAGAACACUUUCCGCCGGUGGCCCACGAAUCCAAAUUUAAGGAACUUUUACCUUCAAAGCAUCGCUAUACUUUAAUCAAUAGAACCAGAGAUGAACUGUAAACACAAUUUAAACGCCAAAACUUUGUAUAAUAAAUAAUUUUUAAACUAGA